CUUGACUUCUACAUAAAUAUACACCACAAGCGAGCAACCUGCGAUAUUCGAAAUAGGUUAGUCUAAGGUGUUUUUUGAAGUAUAGAAAAAAUAAACUCGUGAGUGUAUAUUUUGUUCGAUUUGUGUAUCUUUUGAUCCAGUAGCAAUGGAUCCCUGGCAUCUCGAAAUUGGUUUUACUUCCUCUGUUAAUCCAUUCCCGGAGGUUGGAGUCAAGUUGACGCCAAAUUCCGUUGUGUAUUACGCCGGUACAAACAUUAGUCCCCCCGAUUGUAAAAUCAUGUUUACUUGGUCCAGAGAAAUUAAGGGCUUCAUAGGAAUGGCUUCUUCGGCAGCCACACAACUUCAUCUGGACCAGCCAAAAUUUUGGACCGUGGUGGGAUCUUCACCCAGUUAUGUUCCGACAAAUGAUGAUGUCGGCCAUUGUCUGAGGUUAGUAUCUUAUGCAGUUAAUUCUUAUGGAGUUAAAAUGUCUUCCACAUUUAUUCUUGUCACUAGUCCGGUUAGGCCCUUGACUUUAAGCCCUUCUUCUCGUAGAAUCAUCCCUACAAUCUCCGGACUUAAAAGGUUAGGGAAACCACAUUCAGUCGUUAAAAAUGGCGGUUUUAGAGUUUUGUCUUACAAUUUACUGGCAGAUAUUUAUGUUAAUAGCGGUAGAGAUAGUUAUAGUUACUGCCCUCGAGAUAAAGUUACAUGGGAAUACCGUAGCCAGAAUUUAUUAAGGGAGAUACUUUCUUAUGAGGCUGACAUCUUGUGUCUUCAAGAAGUUCAGAGUGAUCACUACAAGGAUUUUUUUGAACCCGAACUUGCUAGAUUCGGAUACUUGUCAAUUUAUAAGGGAAAGACGAAAGAGUUAUCUGAUAGUAAAGCAAAAUAUGUAACUGACGGAUGUGCCACAUUUUUUCGCCGCGACAAGUUCAAAUUGGUUAAAACUUAUGAAGUUGAAUAUGAUAGAAUUGCAGAACUGAUGAUUAGUCGGCUAAAAUAUGAACAAAGGGGCCUCGCUAGAAGUCGUCUUAUGAAGGAUAACAUUGCCACCGUAGCGAUACUUGAAGAAAUCAACAAUUUUCAUUCGAGAAUAUGUGUUGCGAAUACCCAUCUAACUGGUGGGAAGGGUGUGUCAGACGUUAGAUUGUUUCAAGUGGUUAAUCUGAUUAAAGGGCUCAAAAGAAUUGAUUCUUUGGGGAUUCCUGUUUUAGUUUGUGGUGACAUGAACUCUGCUCCAGGAAGCGAUACUCAUACUUAUCUUCUGGAAGGUAAAGUUGGUUAUUAUAGACAGGAAAAGAAAGACGUUUUAGGGAUAUCCAGACAUCUUAAAUUGAAUCAUUCCAUGAAUCUGACCAGUGCAUAUUCAGGGACACCAAAUGCACACCAACAUGAGACAUUGGACUACAUUUUUUAUCCUCAAAAUAAGUUGAAAGUUGAUGGAGUGUUUGAAAUACCUUUUUAUGAAAGCAUAGGAAAGAAGAGGCUACUGCCUACACCUCAAUGGUCAUCUGAUCAUGUCGCGCUGGUAGCUGAUUUGAGAAUUAAGAAAGCUUACAGAGAGCAAAAUUGCUCCGAACUUCCUAUUGAUCCAUGGGAACAAUUUAAAAUGGUGAAGAAUAUUGAGGUUCCACGACAAGCAUUCAAGAAAUCAAAGCAUUGGCAUGACAUGUACAACGGAAACGAGGAAAGCAAAUUCAUAUUUGGAAACCUUAUGCCAAAGUGUGUAAUAACUCUCCCUCACCAAUUGACCAGUAUUAGUAUCAAUCAGCAGCUGAUGAUAGGUUGUCCAUAAGAUCCAUGAGCAUUUAGGUCUCACAUUUUUUGGCAACAUGUUUCUUGUACCCUUCAUUGCGGUCUGUGUAAUGGUUCGCCGUGAUGUUCUGAGAAAUUGCUGAUAUGUUUUUUGCUUAUGAGUAACUCC
This is a messenger RNA of Oldenlandia corymbosa var. corymbosa, 1906 nucleotides long. The record is from the annotation of a GenBank genome assembly. Lineage: Eukaryota; Viridiplantae; Streptophyta; Magnoliopsida; Gentianales; Rubiaceae.